CUCGGACAUAAAAAGGGAGGAACAGACACGUCUGACACAAUUACUACACUGACACAUGGAGUUUCUCUGUAAAGCACAGCUACGAGCCGGUCCCAGCUUUCUAUUGCAAUGUUUUCAAGACGUGCCAUGGACAAAACCAUUGUAGUGAUUUUGCUUUGGAUCUUGUGCAAUCUAGUGCUACAUUUGGAGGGAGUACCAGUUGGCAAGAGGUCCAUCAGUGAAGUGCAGCUGAUGCACAAUGUUGGAGAGCACAAACAAGUGGUAGAAAGACAAGACUGGCUCCAGGUGAAGCUAAAGACUAUUCUCAUACCUUCCCUCAAUGACUCUCAAAAAGGACUAAAGGGAAGAAACAGGACUCUUUUUCCAGUUAUUUCACUGCCCAAAGCCCAAACAGGGUCUUGAGCGUAUACUGGAAAGUCUUCAUGUUUGGUCUUACUAAUAAAAUACAUCAAGAACAAGCAAAUUUUUAUCAAAAUAUUCUAUCGCUCAAAGUGUUAAUUGUCAUCACAGAGUCUCUGUGUGGACAUUACACUUAAGUCUUUCUUGAUAAUGUGCACUAAUAUGCAAUUGCUUUAUUUAUUUUCAUUUGUUAAUUUAUUUCUGCGUUCCACUGUUUGACAUAAAGUUAACUUUGUAUUUGUUAAUUUAAUUAAUUUAUUUAUUUUAUUUUUUGGUUAUUUUAUCUUAUUUAUACAAAUGAUUUCUAACCAUCUAGGGCAUGUGAAGGACAGAAAUUUUGCUUUGUCUGCCAUCCUCUGGUAGUAUUUGACAAGUAUUUGCAUUUUCCAUUUAUUAAACAUUACUUGUAAUGUGACCCAAAUAAAAAAUACUAUAUCUUUCCUUGUUUACACAUAACAAAUGGCAUUAAAAAUACCAUCCAAA
Electrophorus electricus (electric eel) is the source of this 882-nucleotide messenger RNA. It is a transcript of the gene pth1b, whose product is annotated as parathyroid hormone 1b. Gene Ontology annotation, cellular component: extracellular region. Lineage: Eukaryota; Metazoa; Chordata; Actinopteri; Gymnotiformes; Gymnotidae. Gene Ontology annotation, biological process: intracellular calcium ion homeostasis. The record is from RefSeq and is a predicted model, not a curated record. Gene Ontology annotation, molecular function: hormone activity.